Paramisgurnus dabryanus is the source of this 5837-nucleotide messenger RNA. RefSeq lists its product as uncharacterized. Lineage: Eukaryota; Metazoa; Chordata; Actinopteri; Cypriniformes; Cobitidae. The record is from RefSeq and is a predicted model, not a curated record. Gene Ontology annotation, molecular function: protein binding; calcium ion binding; heparin binding.
AACACUUAUGAAUAAUAAUAAUAACAACAAGACAAAGUAACAUGACAACAACUAACUUUACUCUACAUUUCAACCUUUUCCUGUCAGCAAAAUGUGAGUUUUCUUUUAACAACAAAACCAUCAAUAUCUGCUGACAAAACACAUUUGGUGUUUCUAAAUAAUAAGAGAAGCGGUACAAGAAUUAACAUUUACAUUACUUAAUACAUUAGGGCUAUUAUUUAUACUAUUUGAUGCCAAAUUUUAAGAAUCUGAAUUUAAUCACAUUCAAUAUAUUACUAUGCCUGUGAAAUCCAGGCUUCAGUCUCAUAAUAUAAUUUUGACAUCUGGAGCAUCAAAUUUUGAUUUCAAUCAUUCAUUUCACAUUGAUUUCAAUCUUUGACAUGACCUUACUCAUCAAUAUUGAAGAUAUCAAGGUUACAUUUUCACAUACGUAAUAUGUUCUUAUACAGUAAAAAAACAGUAAAUGACAAAUAUGACUUUAGCUGAGUUUCACAGACCGGGCCAAACAUUAACAAUACAUUAAAUCAAAUUUUGAACUUAUAUAUAUUACAUAAUAUAUUAUUAGCUUUAAAGAGAAAUAAAAAUAUAAUUAAAAAGAUUGACAAUAAUCUUAAUAGCCACAUUUAAGGAUCCGGGAGCAGACUUCAAAAUGCUUUAUAAAUGAUUUGUAAGCCCGACAAACUGUCUGGGAGCUCCAUGGGUUAACUGAGGGCUGAGAGAAGCUGUUGCCAAUUAAGAGUGCAGAAUGCCACAUAUAGACAUUUCCUCAGUACUUCCACCACAGGUUGCAGAGCUCAUGUUUCGUACUAGACCGAAAAUAUAACUGCUGUGAUGAUUCAAAAUGUUUGUUUUAUUAGACUUGCUUUGACCGGUAAAAAACAUUUUUUUAACUGACUGUGUGGUCAUAGGCUGAACUCUCCCCUCUCAUUCUCUGGAUUACAAGGAAUCGAAUUGAAGAGCCUAUACUGUUUCUCGUUGGACGGAGAUGGCAACUCAAAAGUUUUUAUUUCUUGUUUGUUUAAUGGUAUGUGGAGGACACAUUGAAAGCACAUCUGAUAUUUGCACAGGACCACACUGCCAGAGGUCAUCCAGACCACCAGAUCACCAAAGCAGAUCCGCAGAGCAUCAAACCAGAUAUUCAGUUUAUUCGCCAAGACGCCCAGCAGUCCCCUACACCGUAAUUCAACCCCAGCACAGCAGGACCGGCAGUCCAAAAGAAAACCCGAGGACCAUCACAGCUGAGGUUUUCAGCCCACAGGGAUGCACGGGAGGACGCUGUCACGGAUCAGGAAGACCAACAAAUAAUGAUACGAAAGAGUGCAGAGGAGCUGAUUGUAAACUACCUUUGCAAAAACGGCAACAUCCCUGCGUUGGAGAUGCCUGCAACACGGGUCCAAAUCCUGGAAGAGGCAGACCGUCUUUUGUCCAUAUGCAGGACAGAGCUGAGCAAGUAUUGGGGGAAUUUCCGGAGUUUGGAAUUAGAGGGGGGACGUCAUCUGGAAUACAGUUAGCAUGUGACAUCAAACCAGACAUUAAUGAAGUCCAGUCUGAAGAUGCCUUAGUGUUGCAUUUCCACUUGGGAAAAGGUCAGGAGAAGUUGGUGCAACAGAUGCAGGGACAGCAAGCUGAGAUUAAACAAAUCCAAAGCACGCUGAAUGAACAGCGUGGCGCUCUGUUAGCCCAACAACGGGAAAUACUAGACCAGCAGCGGAGGAUGUUCGAGCAGAUGGAAGAAGUCAAGACUCAGUACACCCUGCUUCUGGAAAGUGUCAAACACUUAUCUGUCCAAGGCCCACAAGGAGUCAUUGAGAGCCAUUUAGAGGAUCUCCAAUCCCGAACGAGAACCUAUCCUAAGGAGGCCUUCAAUAUGCAUAAGAUGAACAUGGAUGCUGGCGUUACAGAUGCUGACAGACCUCUUCCUGGCUGUGGAUCCUGUCAAGCGGAUGAGUUUUGUGACUUUAGUGCAGACCAGCCACGGUGUGAGAAAUGUACGAUUUGCCCUUCGGGAUUCUUUCUGGUGGCUCAAUGUUCAAUUCAUGCUGACCGGAUAUGCCAGGACAGAGAUGAAUGCCUAGAAAUCCCAGGCUUGUGUAAAGAACAGAACAAGUGUCUCAACACACCAGGAGGAUUUCGCUGCUCGACCAUGUCAGAGAGGGAUGCGGCUGCCGGGAUGUGUGGACACUCAUAUUUUUACAAUUCGGACAUGGAUGAGUGUCAAGCCUGUUCAGAGUGUGAUGCUCAGCUUAUGGCUUCCCCAUGUUCAGCCAUGAGUGAUGCUGUGUGCUCAAACCCCUUUGAAACCAGACUUUCUCUUGCCUGGUCCGGUGAUGUUGAGGUGGCCAAGGGUGGCGAGUUUCCCCAGAUACAACUCCGCAUCCGAGGGAACACUGAUGGAAACCUCCUUUCUUGCACUGAUGGCUUGGUAGUUCUCCAUCAACAUGGUCUUGUUUGGGUCGACCAUAACCUUGCUAUGAGACAUGGUUGCCGCAGCUUUAUCCAAGCGUGUUUACGACUGAACGCCAGCGAGGAUGAGAGUCGGGACCUGAGCGGCAUGCGUUUGGAGCACCGUGAGGGAAAGUCUCUCCAGAGUACGAGUGUGAGUGGAGCAGCAGCGGUAGAACCGGGGCAUACGCUGGUUGUUUUUCUCAAGAGUGCCAGCAACCAAUGCAAUCAAGAAAAUGAAGGUGUGCACCUUCAGAGCAAUCUUAUAUCCCCUUUCAGCCUCAUCUGGUUGUCCCAUGACACGGGUGCAGUUGCCAUGACCGCUCAAGCUGUUGCUUCGGCACACUACCACACCAACUACAGACCUGCCUUCCGAAUGGCAUCCAUCUCUGACCCCUAUAUGGUCGGACUGACUGAUGACAAUCGUGGUGUCCGCUUUAGGGAAAGUGGCACAGUGAAGUUUGUCCUUCAACAGUCCUUGUAUUCUAUGGGUCAAGCUUGUGUCUCCGAGGGCUUCUACUUGCUCGCAUACGUGAACCAUAACGGAAGCAGCGCUGAGCUGACCCGCACGUUUAAGCCUGGUGUUCACUACAGAGACACCUCCAUAUCAUUGUCAGCUGCCACCACAGUGGACUCUGGAGACAUGCUUACCUUCGAGAUCCUCGCACCUGCACAGUGCAAUGUGCGCUACUUUGGUGACGACUCUGGGAUCAGCAUGCUUAGUCUCGUGUGGAUCCCUUCAGCCGUGUCGACUUCCUUGUCAGCCAUUCUGUCGCGGAAAGGUCUCCCCUCUGGUGCAGUGCGCAACAAAGCCUUGUUUUUCCUCCAGACAACUCGGGAAGUACCACAAGUUACGCUUGCCGGAACAGGAGCACUCCACCCUCACCGAAACUUCAUCUUCAGGGAGGCAGGAACAGCAAGUUUGGCUUUGGAUCUGCGGCUCAUCCACUCAUGCAGUCUGAUCAAACUCACUUUGCUCAAACAGGGUGGGACACAGGGGGCUCAGGCUACCCCCAUAGCUCAACAGAUCGGCGGGCACAUGCCAGAAGGAAGCAUAUGGGGGAGUGUGGGAUUGAGGGUAUCGUUCCAGGUGCAAAAUGGCACGACAGUUUUUGCUACUUUGGAUUGCGUGCGUGGACGCAUUAACCAAAUUGCCUAUGAUGCUGGAAGCAGCAUUACUAUUCUCUGGACAGCUGCAUGAGCAAAGCAUAUUUCACAUAGUAUGACAUUAAGCAUGUUGAGGUUCAAAUCUCUCAUUGCAUUCAGCUAAAAUGAUUUUAGAUGCUUUCUCUGUUUUUUUCAGCAGUCAUCUGUAUUAGUAUAGUAUUUGUUUAUCCUACUAUGGAAGUCAAUGGGUAACAUUAACUAUGUACUUACCAUCAUUUAUCAAAAUAUCUUCAUUUGUGUUUUACAGAAUAUAGAAACUCAUACAGGUUUAAAACAAUGUAAGGGUAAGUACAUUUUUAGGUGACCCUUUUGAAGUAUAGCUUAGAUAAAAUAGUAACAAAGAUGAAAAAUAUUCAUACUUUAUUUUUAUACUGUUUUUACUAUUGUUGCUCAAAUCUGUGGUUGGUUGGUUGUUGUAUGGCCUGAUUUUGAAAAUGUGCAGUACCCAUCCUUUCUUUUGUUGUAUUUGCACUUCAGAACGUAAAGAUUAUUAACAAUGUUAGUAUUUUUCUUUUUAAGUGAGGGUACUUUUUACAGCAUGCUUUUAGUUCUCAAUUAUUAUGUUUAGUAGUAGCUGUACUAUUUUCUUUACUCAAAAUAGCAGUUAACUACAUAUAGCCACUAAACUUUUUUACGACUUUUAUAUUCAUUUAUGGGUUUGUUUUAAGUUGAGUCAACCCUAAACUUUGCACAUCAAAAGCAGAAAAGAUAAUAAAUAUUUUUUAGUGGUUGGUAGUGGAAAUAAAAUGCAUGUGUCUAUACCACACAGAACCAGAUGGCUUUGAUUUUGCAGUUUAACAUGCAAGAUGUCUAUAAAGAAAAAUACCCAUAGUCCUCUGGCCUUGUGUAUGAGCAUGUCAUUAAUGUAUGGCUGUUGUAUUUCCUUAUGCUGAAAUUAUAAAUGAUCUUGUAUUGCUUCACAACCAUCAAAAGAUAUCACAAGCAAUACCAAUAAUGUGCCGUGUAUGUCCGUGUUUUUAUAAACAGAGAAUUCAUCCACAGAGCAACCAUACCCUAAACCCUGAAAAUAGAUUUAUAAACUUAGGAAGCAUUAUCUUGUGGUUUUUAAAGACAUUUGGUUAAUAUUAUAAGCGUUAUUGAAAGCAGGAGAUGACGUUCCUCUGAAGUUAUUCCAUAAGAAGAAACGUGUGGGAGAUGGAAUUUAUCACAUGGACGAUUGUGAAACAUUGAAAUAUGGCUAUACUUUAAAAGCAUCAGGUCAGUACUCACAGACAGUCCUAGCCCUAUAAUGUUUAGUCACAUUAUUACCCUCUAAUAUUACACAGGUGAAAAUAAAUUCAGUUUAAGAAGUAGUUUUUUACUUGAUUUAAUUUUGAGCAAUUGUGAAGAGUUUAGUUUGCACCUUUGUGCUUUCUUUGUAGUUCUCUUUAUUCUCAGAAAUAAAGGUAAAAGCUGUCACCAAGGGCAGUACUCUUUUAAAAAGUACACCUUUCUUACAUAAUGGUACAUAUCAGGACCAUUUUUAAAUUGUUAAAGCAACACUAAAGACUUUUUGCUCUUUGCUCCCCCUACAGGUUAGAAGCGUAAUUGUUCAUUACCACUGUCGUAAAUACUGCAGCAUAGCUGGCUCUGAUUGGAUUGUAGGUCUGCCGUAAAGCAAGUUUUUGUAGUUUUGACUCGAACUACAGGACCACUACCCGACGGUUGGAAACUUCUUUAGUGCGGUUUUGGCCAAUAGAGGGCUGCAAAGCGAAUGUGAAAGUGCCAUUCACCCUGUUUUAAGUGGAUGAACCACUGAAACUUUUUUGGAAACAUUAUUUUAAGGUAAAAAAACUCUUUGGUGUUGCUUUAAGAGUCCCAGUGUUAUAACUUUUUUCUGAGAAUGUACUGUCUUUUGAGUGUGUUAUUGUCCACUCACAGUGUAUCUGAACUCAUACCGUUAUUUGCACUGUCAAGAAGGUUCACAGUAACCUUAUGGCCUUCUCACCUACAGCUGUUAUAUGUAAGUGUCUGGUGAAGCAGCCCUGCAGGUGUUUAGGAUUAGAAGAUCUGAUAGUACUACUAUGUUAAAGCCUGAACAUAAAGUAAAACAUCUGGAAUAUUUGGGGGAACAUAAUGCUUUGGAUUCUUUAGUUUUUCUUUAUUCUGAACCAGAAAGGGCUUGGAUGAACUAAAUGCAUACAUAUGAAUGUCUUAAAACGUUUUUCAACCUUUCUAGACCCAGGCACCACCCACUCAGACUCUCAGCCAACUUUGGAACCUCCAAU